UCGAUUGGACAAAUGAAAAACGUCACUGUUAGCUGAAGGCGGAAGUUGUUGGCUAAUGUGGACAUGGAAAAAUGAACCUGGAAAAUUUCUAUCUUUGUGUUAUGAUAAAGGUUUUCUCACGUUCGCUCGCGUAAUUAUACAGGGCUCACUGUGGUGUAGACAUGGAGGUGCCUUGCUACCUGCCCAAACUGCUGUUUGAGCUCAAUGAGCAGCGUAAGCGGGACUUCUUCUGUGACUGCAGCAUCCUUGUCGAAGGUCGUGUCUUCAAGGCCCACCGUAAUGUGUUGUUUGCUGGGAGCGGCUAUUUCCGGGCUCUGCUGGUUCACUACCUGCAGGAUAGUGGACAGCGCUACAGCACAGCUUCGUUGGACAUUGUGACGGCCGAUGCUUUCUCCAUUAUCCUGGACUUCCUUUACUCUGGCCGCUUGGCCCUGAACAGAAGCAAUGUCAUUGAGGUGAUGUCAGCGGCCAGCUACCUGCAGAUGACUGACUUGGUAAACUUCUGUAAGGGAUACAUCCGUUCAUCUUUGGAAAUAUGCAACAAGGAGAAGGAGAGGGUCACAGAGAAGGAGAGCCAGGCACAGGAGGGCGGGAUGGUUCCUGCAGACAGUGACAGUCGUACUGCGACAAUCUCCAGUGGUGCAGGGGCUGCGGAGCCUCACUCACAGGUAGCGGAGGCAGAUAGAGGCUCGGGGUUAGGUCCGGAGUCUGUGAGCUCGGCCAGAACCCCUUUGUCUCUCCCUGUCACCACAACUCCAGGCACCAGCAGGGACAUGGACAGUGACUACCAUUCCAGGGAGGGAUUUGCAUCUGGGAGUGAAGGACCGAAGGGACACAUGGAUCAGACAAACCUCUCAUCCUCUUCCUCGUCUGCUUUGACCCCGGAGUUAGUGAACCCCAAAAUAGAGUAUGACCCUGAUGAGGAGCUCAUGGAGUCCCCUGACACCAAACACCUGGCCUCAUAUCCUGGGCCCUCUCUCCAUAACCCUCAUCAUAGCAGGCUACUUCCCCCAAGUCCCUCUCCCUCCAAUGAGCGCUCCCCCUUGGGAUACAGCCCUUCCUUUAAUGCCAGGCAGCUGAUGGAGAUGCUAGCCAGAGGCGAAGGCCCCAGUCCUCUGGGGGAUAGAGUGGGGCAGCGCUUUACCCAAGGACUAGGUAACAACACAGGAGGAGGCAGAAUGGAUGAAGGUUUAGGGUUUGUGGGAUCAUCGAUCAUGGAGAUCCAGUCUGAUUGGCUUGGGGAGGACACAGGUGAUGGAUUGGUAGUGCCGGUGAAACUCCACAAGUGCCCAUUCUGCCCAUACACUGCCAAGCAGAAGGGAAUCAUGAAGAGACACAUUCGUUGCCACACAGGAGAGAGGCCCUUCCCCUGUCCCAUGUGUGGCAAGAGGUUCACAAGACAGGAGCACCUUCGCAGUCAUGCCCUCAGUGUCCAUAGGCACUACUGGCCAGUAUCAUGUAAGAGCUGCAGGCGAACCUUCACUGGAUCCAGUGUUUCACCAGGACUCAGGCGCUUCGGCAUCUGCGACAGCUGCAACUGCGUGACCACCACUCACGAUGAUUCCGCCCCUGUUCACCCCACCAGCCAACCAGAGCCCAUGGAACGUGCAGACGGGGGUACGGAUUGGUCCAGUUUUAUGGACGAUGUAGAUGAGGUGGAGGUUGGCAGAGUGGAGGACUUGGUAGAGAAACAGAUGCUUGAAAGGCAGCUGGCUGUAUGUACAGAUGUAAAUCUGUAGCCUACUGUACAUGGAGAAGAAAACCCUACCGUGAACUGUUUCACUGUUCAGUUAACCGUGGCCAUACUGUUAUUGAUGUUAAAUUAUUACUGUAAGACCUUAUUUAUUGACUCAUUUGUUACGAGAAAACGUGUACUUUUGACUGUUGGAGAUAUUUGGCUCCAGUGAUUUGACUGGCAGCAAAAGUAAAAAAAUUUACAGAUAAAAUGAGCUUUGUGGUUAUAAUGGAGCCAUUGUAUGUAUUGUUGCAAUAAAUGUGUUUUGUAACUGUG
Micropterus dolomieu (smallmouth bass) is the source of this 2011-nucleotide messenger RNA. It is a transcript of the gene zbtb8b, whose product is annotated as zinc finger and BTB domain containing 8B. Gene Ontology annotation, biological process: regulation of transcription by RNA polymerase II. The transcript is spliced from 5 exons. Gene Ontology annotation, molecular function: DNA-binding transcription factor activity, RNA polymerase II-specific; RNA polymerase II cis-regulatory region sequence-specific DNA binding; protein binding. The record is from RefSeq and is a predicted model, not a curated record. NCBI's taxonomy places the organism in Eukaryota, Metazoa, Chordata, Actinopteri, Centrarchiformes, Centrarchidae. Bases 162 to 1739 code for a protein of 525 amino acids.